Molecule: messenger RNA, 1260 nt
Organism: Corticium candelabrum
Lineage: Eukaryota; Metazoa; Porifera; Homoscleromorpha; Homosclerophorida; Plakinidae
Exons: 8
Coding region: 18-1148 (376 amino acids)
Source: RefSeq, a predicted model, not a curated record
AGUGUCGAGUAUGUCAGAUGAAUCUAGCGCGUCGUGCCGGCGGCGGCGGAGAGCAAGAACAGCGAGCCAUCAGCCUGUUGCACUGCGAAUUUGCCAAGCAAUUGCGAGACGAAGUUCAAGAGGCAGCAGUUUCCGUUUCACUCCCACUAAUGCAAAUAAAGCUCGUGACCGUCUAUCUUGUUACAGAAUUGAAGUUGAAGAACAGACAGCUCGCGUGUGAAAUAGCAAGAUUAAAGGUUCAACUUCGUGACUGCACGAAUCAACUCUUAGAGCAAAAAUGUGAACGCGCUCAAGACUGGAUGGAAAUGGGUUUACUUCGUCAGGAGAUACAGGCAAUUCGAAACAACUAUGAAUCAUUGUCUAAGCAAAAGAAGCAGAUGGUAUCUGAUUUUGAGUUGCAGCUGUCUCUGAUUGGAAAACAACUGGUCGAGUCUUUCCGUCAAAAGCUUGAUGAAGUGGCUAUGGGAAACAGUGAUGGAAGAAAUCAAGUUUACACCAAUACAGUGAGGACAAGUGAAGCAGUCGAGUUGAAGACUCCACAGAGAGCACCAAACAGAAACAAUGACGCAUGCGCUAGUGUUUCUCCUAGUUCACCGCUUUGUAAGGAAAGUGAAGAACAAGAGGCUCAACAUUCUCUACCAGCGCGCUCAACUCAUUCUCAUCAGUUAUCAACAUCCAUUCCAUUGCGGAAGCAAAUGAAAAGGAGACGUUUGUCAAGUGAGUUUUCCAACUUAAUUUGUACACGAGAGGUUUCGGGAGAAAUAUCAGAAAAUGAGGAAGAAAAAGAAGAGAAGACUUGCAGUAGGGUUUUCACAAGAUCUUGCAGAAACAACAAUGAAGGCAAGAAUAACGACAAACCAACUCAACUGGUCGCAGCCAUUCAUACAAUCAAAGAAGAUGACCUACUCACAUCUGUCAGUGAUGAUGACAAGACACAACAAAGAAGCAGAAGAUCUAACAUCAAACAAGUGUCGUAUCAAGAACCUAAAAUGGGCGUGAAGUUGAGACAGGGUGACCCUCACACCAUUCCUGUUCCACCUGAUUGGAACUCAUGUCAAGCCUCUAAAUCAUUAUCUCAUUUGCAUAAGACAAAAACAAAGGGAAGCUUGAAACAUCAAAUACUUGGAGAUUGCACGAACAAAAUGUGAUGCCUGACUACAGACUCUUCUUUUCUUCUUAUCUAAUGUAUUAUCCAACAGUAUAUUUUGUACACUAUGCAGUAAAUACUGCAGUACAGUACAAGUACAAUACACAGUAAAC